AUGGCAUCGGACGAUCGUCACAAUAUGUCCCCUCAGCGGGGCGUAUCCCCCAACCCCGACCCAGCUCUGGACUACGCCAACGAGCAUAUCCACCAACACCUGCAUCACGACCCUCGUGCGGUGUCGAAAGAUGAAAAUGUGAUGUAUACCACAGGAACGACGGUGGACAAGUCGGCUAUCCCCGACCCGAGCCCUCUGGAGCAUGAUUUGCACAAGCGACAUCCUAUCGAGCGGACUCUCGGCGAGAAAGCGGCGGCCGAAAAGAAUGGCGGCGUGGCAUAUGAUGCCGAGAAGGGCGAAUAUGAAGGACAGGAGCCCGCUUCUGAGACCGAAGAAGAGCGGAAGAAGAGUUUAUUUGCUCUGUAUUAUGCCAAGUACCGAUUCGUCGCUCAUAUCGCUGUCUUCGUCGUGUUCACCGGCUGGUGGAUAGCAGGUCUCGUCCUUCACCGGAAGGAUAAGAAUUGGCUCAUCCCCUUCCUUCUGUGGCUCGCCAUCUCGCUCCGUCUGCUCUUCUUCUAUAUCCCCAGCACGAUCAUUUCGAAGCCGAUGCACCUCAUCUGGAACAACACGGGUGUCCGAUUUGCGGAUCUGAUUCCAAAGAAAUUCCAGAUCCCUCUCGGUGCGCUUUUGGUCAUUGCCGUGAUCCUUGUCGGUUCUUUCGCCUCUGAGGAAACCGAAGACAAUACGCGAGAAAACAGGGCCGUCAGCUUGUUCGGUCUGGUUGUGAUCAUCUUCGGUCUCUGGCUCACCAGCCGAAAUCGAAAGGCCAUCAAAUGGCACACCGUGAUCGUGGGUAUGCUGAUGCAGUUCAUCAUCGCCCUAUUCGUCCUCCGAACUCAGGCCGGUUACGAUAUCUUCGAUUUCAUCUCCACCUUGGCUCGCGAGCUCCUUGGAUUUGCCGAAAAAGGUGUCGAAUUCUUGACAGACGAUACUGUCCCUCCGUUGCACUGGUUCAUCAGCGGUGUGCUUCCUGCUAUCAUCUUCUUCGUCUCGAUUGUACAGGUCCUCUACUACCUCGGUAUUCUGCAGUGGUUCAUCGGUAAAUUUGCCGUGUUCUUCUUUUGGAGUAUGCGCGUCUCUGGAGCCGAAGCCGUCGUUGCGGCCGCCUCCCCCUUCAUCGGACAGGGUGAAUCCGCCAUGUUGGUAAAGCCGUUCGUUGCGCACAUGACGGUGGCAGAAAUCCAUCAAAUCAUGACGUCUGGUUUCGCCACGAUUGCUGGUUCCGUGCUCGUCGCAUAUAUUUCGAUGGGUGUCUCCCCUCAGGCCUUGAUCUCCAGCUGCGUCAUGUCGAUUCCGGCAUCGCUAGCCACCUCGAAGCUACGAUAUCCGGAAGAGGAGGAGUCCUUGACCGCUGGGCGGGUAGUUAUUCCCGACGACGACGAGCACAAAGCUGCGAACGUCCUUCACUCGUUUGCCAACGGUGCUUGGCUAGGUUUGAAGAUCGCAGGCAUGAUUCUGUGCACGAUUCUUUGCAUCAUUGCCCUCAUUGGCUUGAUCGAUGGUCUCUUAACCUGGUGGGGCCGUUAUUUGAGCAUCCACGACCCAGACCUGACUCUGGAACUCAUCCUCGGAUACCUUUGCUAUCCGGUUGCUUUCCUGAUGGGCGUCCCGCGAGGUGAUUUACUCCGAGUCGGGGAACUGGUCGGUGUCAAGAUCGUCGCUAACGAGUUCGUCGCCUACGCCCGCCUCGUCGACCCCGAGAAAUACCCGCAAUAUGCUGCGAUGGCCGUCCGCUCUAAACUCAUUGCGACAUACGCUCUGUGCGGAUUCGGUAACAUCGGGUCUUUGGGUAUUCAGAUCGGUGUGCUCUCUCAAAUCUCCCCUAGCCGAAGCGGUGAUGUCAGCCGAGUUGCGGUCAGCUCGCUCAUCACUGGUGUUCUCAGCACUCUGAGCUCCGCAACCAUCGCUGGGCUUCUCAUUACAGACCAAGGGAAGUUCAUCAGUGUCUAGGUCUUGUGACCACCGGUGGCUCGUUCAGUAAUGUAUUGGUAGCUUGAGUAGCAAAUGAACGAUCCUUCUUUUCAUCUCAUUCGAGCAUAAAACGCGUUGAAUGAAUGAAAUAAUAGCACCGCAGGGCAACCUGUGAAUUGGAAUCUUGAGAG
This is a messenger RNA of Eremomyces bilateralis CBS 781.70, 2102 nucleotides long. RefSeq names its product sodium/nucleoside cotransporter 1 /nucleoside cotransporter 1. The transcript is spliced from 3 exons. Gene Ontology annotation, molecular function: symporter activity; nucleoside transmembrane transporter activity. Gene Ontology annotation, biological process: nucleoside transmembrane transport. The record is from RefSeq and is a predicted model, not a curated record. Gene Ontology annotation, cellular component: membrane. NCBI's taxonomy places the organism in Eukaryota, Fungi, Ascomycota, Dothideomycetes, Eremomycetales, Eremomycetaceae. The coding region runs from base 1 to 1950 and encodes 649 amino acids.